AUGAACAAGAAUUGGAUUCAGAAUUUAGAGAAUAUAAUUGAUAAGAAUAAAAUAUUUGAGUGGGAUGAGAAGAAGAACGAAAAAUUGAAAGAUGUGUGUAAGAAUUUAAUAAAAAAGGAUUAUAGUAUUGAUCAUUAUGUUACGAAUCCUAUAAUAAUAGAUAAUUAUAAGAAAGAAAAAAUAAAAGAAUUAUAUGAAUGGCAAGAUGAAUGUUUAAGAGAAUUAAGAAAAGUAAACUGGGAGAAAGGAGAGAAUUUUAUAUGUGUAGCUCCAACAUCUGGUGGGAAAACUUUAGUUACCGAAUUAUUUAUAUUUGAAGAGAUAAAAAAUAGAAAAAAACAAAUAUUUUUCUUAUUUCCAUUAAAUUCCUUAAUAAACGAAAAAAUGAUAUAUUUAAAAAAUAUUUGUAAAGGUACCAAUAUAAGGAUAGGUGUUGAAAUAGAAGAAAAUGAUAUAAUAUUAUGUACAUAUGAAAAAUUUAAUAAUUAUUUAAACAAAAGGAAAUUAUACGAUGAUAAUAAAUCUGAUAAAUAUAAUAUAAAAAGUAAUAUAUCAUCUAAUUGUAGCAAUAAUAAUAACAAUUCAGAAGAUUUAAAGAAUGACAACAUUAUUGUUAUAAUAGACGAAUUUCAUCAUAUUAAUGAAAAAGGUAGAGGAAUAUAUAUAGAAAAUAUUGUUUCAAAAAUAUUAUAUAUGAAUAAAAAAAUAUGUCACAUAAAAAUUAUAUGUAUGAGUGGUACAUUAAAUAAUAUCUCUAUAUUAAAAAAAUGGAUGAAAGCUAAAUUUUAUAUCUCUACUUAUCGCCCACAAGAAAUAAAAGAACAUUAUGUAUGUAAUUUUAAUGUAUAUAAAAAAGUACAAGAUGGGAAAUUUUAUAACACUUGUAAUCUAUUUAGUUUUAAUGAUACAUGUUAUGACGAAAAAGUACAAAAAAAUGAAUCGGCAUCUUUUCAAAAUCAAAAAUUUCAUGAAACGAAUAGGAUGAAUACAUCGAAGUCUUCAUUGCAAUAUCUAAAUAAAGAUAUUAAUAUAUAUAAUAAUAAUAAUAAUAAUAUUGAUAUGAUGGUGAUGAAUUCUAGUCAUCUAUUUAUGGCUGGUGGUCAGGAAGAAAGAAAACAAUCUAGUGGAAACAAUAAAAGAUCAAGUUAUAAUAGAGGAAGGAGUUAUUCGUACGAACCAAACAAUAAUAAAAGAAUAAAUUGUAAUCAUAGUAGUAAGUAUUCAUCUAGUAAUAAUAAUACAGUAAGUUAUAGUUAUUUUAGUAGUGUUGAAGAAAGUGAUACCAUCAACAAUUAUAAUGAUAAUAAUAAUGGUAAUUAUAAUGAUAAUUAUAAUGAUAAUAAUUAUUAUAAUGAUAAUAAUAAUGAUAAUUAUAAUGAUAAUAAUAAUGAUAAUUAUAAUGAUAAUAAUAAUAAUAAUUAUAAUGAUAAUUAUAAUGAUAAUAAUAAUAAUUAUUAUAAUGAUAAUUAUAAUAGCAUGAAUAAUAUGUGUCCAUCCAUUUUAAAUCAUAACAGAAGUUAUAGCAGCUACAACAAUAUGCACUUAUCAAACAUUAGUUUGACCUACACCUGUAAUAAAAAUAAUUAUCCUAAUAAUAUGAGAAGUAGUGGUCAUAAUAACAUGCAUCAUAAUAUAAAUCAUCAAGAAAAUUAUAGAAAUGAAAAUAGCUGUAACAACCUUUCUGCCAAUGGUAGCUAUAUCGAUAAUCACCAUCUUAAUAAUAAUAAUGAUAAGUGUAACUAUGAACGUAUGCUUAAUAAUAAGAACCAAAUAAAGAAUCCUAUUUACUCAUGUCAUAAUGAUUCCAUAUCGAAUAUUAAGAAUUCACAACAUUUAUCACAAAGUAAAUACGUGCACACAGAAAAAAAAGGUUCUCUUGAUGACCAUAUUAAUUAUAUAAUAAAAGAAAAAGAAAAAUUAAUUUGUGAAACAAAUAGUAAGAAUAGUAUUAUGUGCUUUCUUAAUAAAAAGAAUCAGAAUAAAAAUAAAUAUAAUACAUUAAAUACUAGCUUAAUUAAUUCUUUAUUAUAUUUUUCUUUACAUAGUUAUAUUAACAACUUGAAUACAUUAAUAUUUUGUUCUACGAAAAAAAUGUGCGAAUUUUAUAUUAACCUAAUAAAUGAAUAUCUCAGUACCUUAAGAAGUUUACCCAUACCAGAAUAUAUAGAAAUGAAAAGAAAAGAAUUAAAAGAAAAAAUAUAUAAUAUAGACAAAUGUAUAUAUGAAAAAAUGCAUAAAUUAAUAUCGAAUGGAGUGUGUUAUUAUUAUAGCGAUAUAUCACAUUCAAUUAAACGAUUAUUAGAGAUUGCUUAUAAAGAAAAAACCUUAUUUUUAUUAACUUGUACAUCAACCCUUUCGGUUGGAUUAAAUUUAUUUGUAGAUAGAGUUAUUAUUUCAUCCCCUUUUGUUGCUCAGAAUUUUUUAACAAAUACACAAUAUAAACAGAUGAUUGGUCGUGCAGCUAGAUUAAAAAAAGGAGACUCAUUUAUUUUUGUGGAUAAAGAAUAUGAAAAGAAAAUGUUAAAUAUAUUUAAAGAGACAUUUACAAAUAUUAAAAGUACAAUGCAUGCAAACACUUUUGAAGAAUUAGAAAAAUAUGUUAUUGAAUUUUUAUGUUUAUAUAACGAAAAGGAAUAUAUAUCAUUUUAUGAUAUUAUUCAUAUGUUUUCUUUUUCCUUGUAUUAUACCGAAACCAUAUUAAAUACAUUAAAACAAGAAAUGAAUGCAAGUCCUUCGAUAUAUACAUAUAAAGAAGGUAAGGAUCAGAAAGAUAUCCCUGCGAUUCGUGUCAAGAGAAUUUUUGAUACUCUUCAUCGUGAUAGCACAUCUACAGAGGAAACAGCAACAAAAAGGAAGAACCAUAAUAAAGAAGAUGAUUACAUGGAUGAAAAUAUUUAUUGUGUUGGUAAUAUAUAUGGAGAUGAUGAUAAAAAUGUUGAAAAUUCCUAUACACUUUAUAAUAAUAAUCAGCGUGGUUUUACACAUGGAGAAAAUGUGAGUCCCAUAAGUAAGACAGAAGAAGAUAAAAAAGAAAAUAAGAAUGAAAUAUUAAAAGAGAAUAUACAUACAUCAUAUUCAUUUUAUUUUAAUAUAAAUUUAAAUUAUUUUACAUGUGAUGAAAUAUUGUUUUAUCAUAACAAAAAAAAUGAAAUAUAUAAAGUAUUAGAUAAUUUAUUAAAACAUAAGUGUAUAGAAAUACAUAAUGAAAAGAUAAAAAUAACAAAUUUUUGUCGUUCUUUAUGUAUAAGUAAUUUAAAUUUAUCUAUAGGUGUAGACUUAAUUAAUGAAAUACGUAUGUAUGAUAAAAUAUAUUUAUAUAAUAAAUUUCAUUUAUGUUACAUAUGUUCAUCUUAUAACAUUAAUAUCGUAUCAUUUAAUUAUGAGUUUUCACAUAUAAAAAAUCUAUUAUCAUUAAUCUCGGAUAAUUAUACAAAAAAUAUUAUAUUCCAAACAUUAAAUUUUGAUAGUGAUUUAAUUAAUAUGUUAAAUUUGAAUUCUCAACAUAAUCAAAAGAAAAAAACAUACUUUUCCAAUUCACAACUUGAAAGGAAAUAUAGUAAAUUAUAUUUAUCCAUACUUUUAUUUUUAUAUUUAAAUGAAGAAGAUAUGAAAAUAAUAUUCUCCAUCUAUAAAAUCACACCAGAUAUAUUAAAAUCAAUAUUACAACAUACAUAUAUGUAUAUAAAUAUAUUAAUAUCCUUUUUUGAUAAUUUAAAUGAAUGGAUACUAGUAUGUUUGCUAAAAAAAUUUCUACAAAAUUUUAAAAGUUCCAAAAAACUUUCUAUAUAUGCUGGGAAAUUUAAGAAAGGGAAACGUUAUGAUCAAAUGAAAUAA
Molecule: messenger RNA, 3834 nt
Organism: Plasmodium reichenowi
Lineage: Eukaryota; Apicomplexa; Aconoidasida; Haemosporida; Plasmodiidae
Product: DEAD/DEAH box helicase, putative
Exons: 1
Coding region: 1-3834 (1277 amino acids)
Molecular function (GO): nucleic acid binding; ATP binding
Source: RefSeq, a predicted model, not a curated record